CGGACGCCCCUGACCGAGGAGCAGAAGAAAUUCCUCGACGGCGCACUCCGCGUCAACCAGGCCGGCGAGCUGGCCGCCGUGCUUAUAUACCUGUCGCAGGCUCCGCCAAUCGUCCGGGCCCACCCUCACCUCCGCCCCCUCAUGAAGCACAUGCUCGAACAGGAGGAGGGCCACUUCAAGACCUUCAACCACUUGCUCGCUAAGCACCGCAUCCGCCCCACGCUCAUGUACCCGGUCUGGUACGCUGCCGCGACGGCGCUCGGAUGGGGCACCGGCGUCAUGGGCCGCGAGGCCGCAAUGGCGUGCACCGAGGCUGUGGAGACGGAAAUCGGCGGCCACUAUAACGAGCAGGUGGCGAAGCUGCUGGAGUGGCAAAAAGGCCUGGAGGCCAAGGGCGAGGAGCUGAGCCCGGACAUGAAGGUCUUGCUGGCCGACUUGCGCAGGAUUAGAGACGAAGAGCUGGAGCAUUUAGACCAUGCUGUCGAGAACGACGCGAAAGAGGCGCGGCCGUACGAGCUCCUGACGAACGUUAUAAGAGGCGGCUGCAGGGCGGCUAUUUGGGUCUCGGAAAGAGUGUAA
This is a messenger RNA of Aplosporella prunicola CBS 121167, 579 nucleotides long. RefSeq lists its product as uncharacterized. Lineage: Eukaryota; Fungi; Ascomycota; Dothideomycetes; Botryosphaeriales; Aplosporellaceae. The transcript has 2 exons. The record is from RefSeq and is a predicted model, not a curated record. Gene Ontology annotation, molecular function: 3-demethoxyubiquinol 3-hydroxylase activity. Gene Ontology annotation, cellular component: mitochondrial inner membrane. Gene Ontology annotation, biological process: ubiquinone biosynthetic process. The annotation marks the transcript as partial.